Messenger RNA from Pseudonaja textilis, 295 nucleotides. Lineage: Eukaryota; Metazoa; Chordata; Lepidosauria; Squamata; Elapidae. The record is from RefSeq and is a predicted model, not a curated record.
CCCAUUUCCUGCUCCAGGAGAAGUCCGAGUGCAUCUUCCUCGACGGGACGCAGCGGGUGCGGCUUCUGGAUCGGUUCUUCUACGACCGGCAGGAAUAUGUCCGCUUCGACAGCGACCUCGGGAAAUACGUGGCCGUCACGGCGUUGGGGGAGGCGACUGCGGACUAUUGGAACGGAGACAAGCAGAUCAUACAAUACCGGAAGGCCGCUGUUGAUUUCUUCUGCCGACACAACUACGACGCAUUGAACUACGAGGCGGCCAAGAGGGAGGAGCGAACGAUCGGCCGGAGAGGUGA